Molecule: messenger RNA, 3411 nt
Organism: Sitophilus oryzae (rice weevil)
Lineage: Eukaryota; Metazoa; Arthropoda; Insecta; Coleoptera; Curculionidae
Product: cytoplasmic dynein 1 intermediate chain
Exons: 14
Coding region: 165-2222 (685 amino acids)
Biological process (GO): transport along microtubule
Cellular component (GO): cytoplasmic dynein complex
Molecular function (GO): dynein light chain binding; dynein heavy chain binding
Source: RefSeq, a predicted model, not a curated record
GUCAUCAAGAAAAAAACAUGGUGGUCAAUGUUGUGUCGGGCGUUGUGAAAUAAAAUCCAUUUGGAACAAAUUAUUUGAUGUUUAUUAGUUUUAUAUUUAAUAAUAAGCGAAGAUAAAUAUUAACCUUCUUUGUGAUAUUAUAGUUGGAUAGACCAAAACCCGCAAUGUCAGAUAGAAGAGCAGAAUUAGAACGUAAGAAAGCAAAACUUCAAGCCCUUAGGGAAGAAAAGGAGCGGCGUAGAAGAGAAAAGGAAUUAAAAGAUGUUAAAGAAGCGACGGAUAGGGCACAUUUGGUGGCAGGUGGAGAUAGGAAAGAACUGGAUGAGAUGCUUAGCGAAGUUGGAGUUGCUCCACUUUCAGAGGUCUAUUCGAGCAUAUCUAGUGCAAAUUCACUCACUCCUGAACCAAGUAGAAACCAUACGCCUGACACUUCAUUGCAAAUGAAUAGCUUACCUAAUAAUGUUAUAGCUGUAAGAAAAAAAGCUCCUCAACUUACUGUAGUUCCAGUACAAUCUACCAAUAUACCACCCAAAGAAGUAGUAGUCUAUACAAAACAGACUCAAACCACUGCAACUGGACAUGAGUUAAGAGAUGGAUUUUCUUCUGCAUCGUCAUCUCCACUUAAAGGCUACAUGGAGGAUUGGUGGAGACCACGCAAAGCACACGCGACAGACUACUACGAUGAAUACAACUUAAACCCAGGUUUAGAGUGGGAAGAUGAGUUCACAGUUCUUACGUAUGACGACCCGCAAGGCGAGGAUGAGGAGAACUCUUUGCCACACAUCGGAGUCAGUAAGCUGCCACCGGGCAUUCUACCUCACGGUCUUCCCCAGGUCAAGGAGGUACAACCGGCCGUCACGCAGGUGGAACAAGAGGCCAAGAAGGAACACGAAACGAAAGAAAUUCGAGAGCUUAGCGAAGAAGAAAAACAGAUGAUAAUUCUUUCCGAGGACUUCCAGCAAUUUAUUGACAGAUCAGGAAGGAUUAUGGAAAGGGCUCUCUGCGAGACAGUGGAUAUUUAUACUGAUUAUUCCGGAAUAGGAGAGGACGCUUUAGAUGAGAAAUGCCACCAGAGGAUAUCCUUCAAUAGAACGUUCUACGAUGAGAGGUGGUCAAAAAACCGUACCAUAACUUCCUUGGAUUGGUCAACUCAGUUUCCUGAAUUACUUCUGGCUUCUUAUAAUAAUAACGAAGAAUCGCCAAACGAUCCAGAUGGCGUGGUUCUAGUUUGGAACACCAAAUUUAAGAAAACAACGCCUGAAUAUAUUUUCCAUUGUCAAAGUGCUGUGUUAUCUACUACUUUUGCUAGGUUUCACCCAAACCUUAUACUUGGUGGAACAUAUUCUGGUCAAAUCGUUCUUUGGGAUAACAGGGUUCAGAAGAGGACACCUAUACAAAGGACGCCAUUGUCUACUACCGCACAUACACAUCCUGUUUAUUGUAUGUCAGUGGUGGGCACUCAAAACGCGCACAACUUAAUCAGUAUAUCAACGGAUGGUAGAAUGUGCUCGUGGUCUUUAGAUAUGUUAGGACAACCCCAGGACACAUUGGAUUUAAGUAGGACGCAAAGUAAACCGGUAGCUGUCACUUGCUUGGAUUUCCCGAGUUCCGAUGUUAAUAAUUUUGUAAUUGGAUCGGAAGAAGGAGCCGCAUAUUCAGCGUGUCGACAUGGUGCUAAAACGGGCAUAACAGAAACGUACGAAGGUCACCAAGGGCCCAUAACGGGAAUCAGCGUGAAUUCGGUCCAAGGUGGCAUCGAUUUCUCGCAUAUGUUCCUAACGUCGUCGUUUGAUUGGACUAUUAAGUUAUGGAGCUUAAAGGAUUCGAAACCGAUAUAUUCCUUCGAUGACAACGGAGAUUACCUUUUGAAUUUAAAAUGGUCGCCCGUUCACCCCGCCUUGUUUGCGGCGGUUGAUUGUUGCGGCCGUUUAGAUUUGUGGAACUUAAACCAGGAUACGGAGGUGCCCGCAGCCAGCGUAACGGUGGAAGGAAUGCCUGCAUUGAAUAAAGUUUCCUGGACGCCUUCCGGUCUGCACGUCACAGUGGGAGAUAACUUGGGUAGGAUUCACGUCUAUGAUGUAGCGGAGAACUUUGCUCAUCCACGACACGACGAAUGGAACAAAUUUCUGUACACUACCCAGGAAUUGAGAAACAGCCAAGUGGACGAAGAACUAGAAAAGCUUAAUUAUUCCGUGUCUAAUAUAAACCCUUCAUCUUUCUGAACUCAUCUAGCUUGAAUGCCAUUUUAGGGGAAUUAUUGAUUUAUGACUUUCGAUUUGGUAUCUAUACAAAUGGCUGGAAGAUGGUAUUUAUUUAUAAAGGAUUGCUUUCUAAAUAAUUUUUAAAAAGAGAAUGCUAAUAUUUAUUUUUACACUUUAGCCAUUUGUAUAUUCUAUUAACUACUGAACUUAUAUUUAUCAACUGUGAAUGCAAUGUGCAAAUACUAUAGAUAAAACGAAAAUCGGCCAAUGUUAAUCGUAGCCAAAAUGCCAUAUGCUCUUCUUUUAUCCAUCUUAUAAGUAUAAGAGCCCCUCUUUUUCAGUUACCAUAACGUGUGCAGCUACGUAUAUUUAUUUCUUGAUAUGUCGUAAUAUUGAUUCUUUAUUAAAUUAACAUCACUUUGCAAAACAUCAUACUCAUCUAGAUUCUUUAAGUUCACGAUAUUUAACUAGUCAUUGAGAUUUGUAAACAUAUUUAAUGAAAUUUAAAUGUAUAAUAGUUUAAAUAUACAGAGUGUUAUUUAAAUAGGUAGUAAAACUUCAGAGGUUGAUUCUUUGAGCGAUUUUAAGACCAAAAAUUACUCGUUUUUUUCGCAAAUACAAAUAUUUUUUUGGUUUUCGAGUAUCUUCGUAUCUUGCUUUGUUUUCCAGAUAAAAAAUAGGAACCACUUAUGUCAUGUUUAUAGGGAAUAAUAAUAGCCAUUUCUAAUAAUUAAUAAAACAAUUAUCUUUUUUUUUUAGAAUCCUGAUGUUUAGAUCUGAUGUUAAUUUAAAUGAAGUAUUAAUCAAUAGUAAGUUGGUAACUGAGUUAGUAUUCUCGAAAAUUGUUCGACAAUUUUCCGAGAUAUGCAAUUAUUGUCGUUAGACGACUCUAUAUAUUGUGAUCUUGUGACCUGUAAAGGUAGAUAGAAAGGGGAUAGUAGUAAGAUAAAAAAAAUGGAUUUUUUCUACUCACUUUAGUAUCUAAGUCACUCUGUUAAUAUUUACCAUUUUGUUUUGUUUCCAUUUCCAGAUAAAGAAUAAUAUGUAUAACGUGCUUGUUCAAUACUAAGUAAAGAUAUUUAUAAAAAAAAAACAUAUUUAUAUAUGAGAAUAAAAUGUGUAACACACCUUUAUCAGUGAUUAACUUUUUUUGUUUACUUAAUUACUGUUAUAAGGGAAGAGAAAAAAAUGAAAUAAAGCCAUUAUAACA